CCGGCCCCGCCUCUUCCGCCAGGCUCCGGGCGGGAAAGAUGGCGGCGCCAGGCCCAGAGGCAGCCGCUUUUCCUCAGAAACUGAGCCACCGGCAGCGCGGGGCGGCCCUUAAGAAGGAGCGGCGAAAGAAGCGGCGGCAGGAGCUGGCCCGCCUGCGGGACGCAGCACUGGCCCUAGAGGAGAAGGAGGAGGAGGACGGGGAAGAUGGCGCGCCCAGUGAGGAACAGCUGGAGGCCGAGAGGCAGCGGCAGAACGAGGCCUGGCUGCUGCGUGAGCGGCAGGCGCAGGAGGAGUUCCAGCGCCGGCGGGAGCAGGAGGAGCAAAUGGAGGCGGCACGCCGGGCGCGGGAGGAGCGCGAGAACCAGCUGCGCGUCGAGGAGGAGGAGCAGCGACGCCGCGAGCGUGAGGAGGGGGCGCGGAGGCUGCGGGCCGAGCGCGAGCAGGCCGAGGCCAAGCGGAGGCUGCUGGCCCCGGCGGCCUCGUGGCGCAACCCCGAGCCGCCCGCCGCGGGCCGCCCCGCCUGCCCCUUCUACAGCAAGACGGGCGCCUGCCGCUUCGGUGAGCGCUGCUCGCGCCGCCACGAGCCCCCGGCCUCCAGCCCCACGCUGCUCGUGCGCAGCAUGUUCACCACCUUCGGCAUGGAGCAGUGCCGCCGCGACGACUACGACCCCGACGCGGGCCUGGAGUACAGCGAUGAGGAGACCUACCAGCAGUUCCUCGACUUCUACCACGACGUGCUGCCCGAGUUCCGCAACGUGGGCCGCGUGGUGCAGUUCAAGGUCAGCUGCAACCUGGAGCCGCAUCUGCGCGGCAACGUGUACGUGCAGUACCAGUCGGAGGAGGAGUGCCAGGCCGCCCUGGCAGCCUUCAACGGGCGCUGGUACGCCGGCCGCCGGCUGCAGUGCGAGUUCUGCCCAGUGACCCGCUGGAAGAUGGCCAUCUGCGGCCUGUUUGAGCUGCGGCAGUGCCCCCGCGGGAAGCACUGCAACUUCCUGCACGUGUUCCGCAACCCCAACAACGAGUUCUGGGAAGCAAUGCGGGAUGAGCACCUGUCCCCGGAGGCCCCCAGUGCGGCCUGUGUCCGGUCCCUGGAGAGGUGGCCCCGGCCCAGCCGCCACAGCAACUACCACAGCCGGCCCUGGCAAGCUGAGCAGGAAAGGAGCCGCAGCCACCGGGAAAGGGAGGUCCAGAAGUACCCGUCCAAGAGCCAGGAGGAUCCACCGCAUGCUCGAAGUUACGGGAGAAAGCGGGUCCGCAGCCCUGCCCAUGACAGCCACCGCCGCAGCCACAGGCAGAGCCGUAGUUUCUCUCGGUCACGGAGCCGGAGCCGGAGCCGGAGCCAGGGCAGGAGAAGGUCAAAGAGUUGA
Sorex fumeus (smoky shrew) is the source of this 1367-nucleotide messenger RNA. Its product is annotated as U2 small nuclear ribonucleoprotein auxiliary factor 35 kDa subunit-related protein 2-like. Gene Ontology annotation, molecular function: pre-mRNA 3'-splice site binding; metal ion binding. The transcript has a single exon. NCBI's taxonomy places the organism in Eukaryota, Metazoa, Chordata, Mammalia, Eulipotyphla, Soricidae. The record is from RefSeq and is a predicted model, not a curated record. The coding region runs from base 39 to 1367 and encodes 442 amino acids. Gene Ontology annotation, cellular component: U2AF complex; spliceosomal complex. Gene Ontology annotation, biological process: mRNA splicing, via spliceosome.